Molecule: messenger RNA, 324 nt
Organism: Paramuricea clavata
Lineage: Eukaryota; Metazoa; Cnidaria; Anthozoa; Malacalcyonacea; Plexauridae
Source: the annotation of a GenBank genome assembly
AUGGGUUGUGACGAACACAGGAGCAGUACUUGGUGGUCUGAAGGCUAUCGAACCUGGGAUGAUGUGGCAUUCAAGAAGCGUUUGAGAGUGUCUCGUGCGAUAUUUGAUUUCAUUCUAAACGAAAUUUCUGCCCAAAUUGUUAAACAACCAACUCGAAUGAAACCCCAUCCAACUUCCCCUGCUACUCAGUUGGCAAUAUGUUUGUAUCGGUUGGCUCAUGGUGUUACCUAUCUAACAGUGGGAGAUUUGUGUUUGGUGUUGCGGCUCCAACUGCUUUUUGCAUAUUCAUGGACGUUGCAAAGUUUUGGUGAAUACUUUGUAUGA